UAAUUUUAGACCAAGGACACCUGUCCUUGUCAAUACCAACAUGGUUAUAGUAAAGCCUCAACAGAAGUUGAAAAAUAAAUGUUGGAGGAAAAAGUCAUACAAAUGGGUAGUUUCAGAGUUAUGUAAGCAACUACAAAGAUCCAUCCAGUCAUCUAUGAACAAUCUACCGGAAAGUAAAGCAGUUUCUCCUGCCACUCCAUCUGUCAAAGACUUGGUGAAGGUUUUGUAUGGAGGAAAAAGAUUUGGUAAUCAUGUGAAUGAAGUUUGGCCUAACCUAUUCAUCGGGGACAUGUCAGUGGCCAAUGAUCGCUACAGUCUGUGGAAGCUGGGAAUCACUCAUGUUCUGAAUGUAGCUCAUGGGAGCAUGCACUGUCAGGGGAGUCAUAACUUCUAUGGCUCCACUGUGGAUUAUUAUGGAGUGCCUGCAGAUGACUCACCGUACUUUGACCUCUCUCGCUACUUCUUUCCCUCUGCUGAGUAUAUUCAGAGUGCACUUGACAUGGCUGGUGCUCGGGUUUUAGUCCACUGUGCAGUUGGAGUGAGCAGGUCUGCCUCCCUCGUCCUAGCCUACCUAAUGAUCCACCAGCAUUACACCCUGCUAGAGGCUAUCAAUAAGGUCAAAGAGCACAGAUGGAUUUUCCCAAACAAAGGGUUUCUCAAACAGCUUCGUGCUUUGGAUAUGAAACUACGCAAGACAUCAUGAGUAAUCCUCUGCACCUCAAAAAUUGAUUUUUUUUUUAAAUUACUGAACCUCAAAAGCCCAUUUCCCUCAAGAUGAAUGAAGAAUUCAUCGUCUGCCAGUGGAGGGAGUUAAUGUACUUUUGACUGUAAUCAGUUUGUUUCAAGAAUGGUAUUGAAUCUAUUGACCCGGGUGCUGUGUUUAAUGUGACUCAUGCUGCCUGUUCACAGGAUAUUGACCCUUAUAUUAGUAGGAAAUCAUUACACCUUACCCUUAGAAUCCAUUUUAAGACUCAGAAUCCAGAAUUUGUUUUAUGUUGAAGGAAAUGUACAUCCACUGUGAUGUGUUGUGUAUUCACUUUAAAACAACAUGAACACUAGAUAGAUGGUUAGAACACUGGAUAAUUUAGUUGUAAGCAGAGUUAAGUAGAUUUUAAAUGUUGAAAUUUUUUUAUUCUUAAUUCUCAGAAAAAAAAUCCUUAUUUUGUUGCCUUCUCUAAACUUUCUUAGAUGUGUUGAGUUGCACUAGGGUAGAAUUUGUACUCAUGACCUCAAUAUUUAUAAAAUCACUGCCAUGGCCCCACCAUCAGCUUCUUAAAACCAUGUAAAACCCCUUAUCAGUGUAUGCGUGUUCAGUGGUCUUAUGUUGUGCACAAUUUUUAUUGUCAAGGAUUUAACAGCCAAGACAAUCUCAGCUGCUUUUCGCACUGUUCACAUGCUGAGCAACAUUUACAAUAACUGCAGAUGUUCCUGCAAAUGUCUUUUGUUUUCCUGCAUUUUACAGUGUCAGUAGUGUAGUGUAGUGUCAGUAUUGUCCUCUUAAUUUCUGUCUUGUGGUUCCAGUGGUAGACUGGAUUUUGGACAAUUUUAUGUAAUGGAAUCAAAUGCUGGAAACAUUUUACAGUUUCUAAGAACAUACAGUAGGUCUUUGAAACCUGACAAUCUGCCUUGGCAGGAAGUUGACUAUAUAACAUGAGAGAGUUUAGAUUCCAAUGGUCUCUUCUUACAUCUUGUAAAUCAGAUGGAGAGAAAGUGUGGAAAUUAUUGAAUAUUUCUAAUAAAU
This is a messenger RNA of Perca fluviatilis (European perch), 1741 nucleotides long. Its product is annotated as dual specificity protein phosphatase 13-like. The coding region runs from base 41 to 703 and encodes 220 amino acids. The transcript has 3 exons. The record is from RefSeq and is a predicted model, not a curated record. Gene Ontology annotation, cellular component: cytoplasm. Gene Ontology annotation, biological process: negative regulation of MAPK cascade; protein dephosphorylation. Gene Ontology annotation, molecular function: MAP kinase phosphatase activity; protein tyrosine/serine/threonine phosphatase activity. NCBI's taxonomy places the organism in Eukaryota, Metazoa, Chordata, Actinopteri, Perciformes, Percidae.